CGCUUUAUAUCUACAUCUCCGUGUUUAUCUAAAGCUAACGAAACUCAACUUUUCUUCUAUUUUGGGACGCUGAACAAAGAUAAGGCAAGUUAUUACAUUACUGAUGGUGUUUAUUUGAUGUAUUGGGAGUGCUAAGGGUGGAACAGCCCGAAACACAUGAAAUGAUAUUGUUCUAAUUUGUUAAAAUGCGUCAGUUAAGUGUUGAAAAUGUAGUUCUUUAUCACAUUUUCUUGAGUUUUUCUUUCGAAAUUCUUCAAAAUCAAUGACCUUAAACCUUGCAGCUUUAGUUAAUAAAUGUAAAAUAUGUGUCUCAAGUUACACCCUGUUGUUAAGCUUUCCAACGUGUCAUGUGGUCUUUGAUAGCACAAGAACUGGAUCUGAUUUACUCGUGAAAAAUGUGGCCGGUAAAACUGAUGAAACAGAGAUUUAUUGAUAUUUAUCUGUUCUGCAUUCAUAGAAAAAAAAACCUUACAGUUAAUUUUCUAGUUUAAAAUAAUUGUCAAACAUAACAAGGAGUUUCACUUUGUUAUUCUGGUGCUUCUGAUAUUUAGUCAAAAAGUUAAAGAACGUGUUGCUAAGCAUUGGUAACAGUUUUUUAUUUUAUUUAUUUAUUUUUAAGACAAGGGAACAGACCACCUAAAGCCCCAGAGAAAAACUUAUGAGUUGAUCUAUUGUGAAUAUUUGAAGGGAAAAAUAAAACAAAAUGGGGCUGUGUUUUUUUUUUUUUUUUUUGAACAUGACAUCCCUCUUUCAUGCCUUAGAAAUUACAAAAUAAAAUCCGAAAUCAUGUCACUGAUGGUCUUGUCUGCUUUUGCGUACCAUUAAAAGCAUCUGAAUUUCUGUCAAUUUCAAAGAUUGCCAAAAAUCUCUUCACACAAGCUUUGAGAUUUAGUAUUGCAGAAUAUAAUUUGCGUUUAUAGAAGAACAUGGCUUAAUCAUAUUUUUUCAGUUAUAAAGCCCAAUUUCUUGGGAUUAAUACUUACUUGUGACUCAAACAAAGCUGAUUUGUUCAUACACUUUGCCAUAUUUUAUGCAAAUAGUCAUAGAUUCUAACUUGGUCCCUACCUCAACCUCUUUAUCCUGUAAUCUCUUUUUUUAUCUUUUUUUCCCCCCUACAAAAUGUACAGGAAAUAACCUUCAGCUCUAACAACUGGUAAAACCAUGAGCACAGACACAAGAAGACGACACAGUCCUCCAGGGAAACCACAUGACAGUGUCAACAAUCAGGAACAACACAGUUCUGCAUCUGAUAGGAGGGCAGAUCCAAACAGCUUACCUUUUCCAACCAAAGCUGUUUUCCACAGACCGUCCGAAAUUGCUCUAUACUCAAGACACAUGAGGCAAGGCUCACAUCAUUCAGCCACCAGAUCUGGACAUGUGAAAGAGAAUACAAGAGGGAAAGGAAGGUAUGAGGAGGAUGAUGGCACUUGGAAGGAGAGAGGAGGGCAGAUCCCAAAUCCAGGAAAAGACACAUUAAGACAGCCCAAUGAAGAACUGGAGAUGUCUUGGGAUAUUCAUGAAAUGAAGUUAAUGCUAGCGGAGAAGCUGUGGAGAGUUGAAAAAUUGGAAAGACAAAAAAACAUCCAGAGAGACUUGGACAGUGCUGCUGAUGGUGAGGACUACGAUAGGAGGCGAGCAGAGAGGGGAAGAACUCAGACAAAACCUAGGCUGUCUGAGCAGCAAGGGAGAGAUGCAAUGACAGGCAGAGGAGUCAUAAUGCAAGACAGAAGACAAGAGGAUGCUAAAGAACAGACAAAGAGACAAGAUGGGAGGAUGGAGGACAGAAUAAGGAAUAGACAUGUAGAAGAAAAAAGAGACACAUGGAGGGAAGAAAGAAGGGAAGUUGGAGUUGAACAGCUGCAUAGAAAAGAGCAACAAGGGACUCAAAUGUACAAAUCAAGGUGGGAAAAUGUGAAAGAGUAUACCAGAGGGAAAGGAAGGUAUGAGGAGGAUGAUGGCACUUGGAAGGAGAGAGGAGGACGGUCAACAGGAAAAGCAACCGAAAGACAUGUUCAUUCCAGUGUGCAAGAACAAAAAGAGCUGAGAAGUACAGAAAGUGCAACUAACAGCCCCCAGCUGCUCCCUUGCAGAGUCUGCAACCGAACGUUUGCAAGUGAAAGAGUAGAGAAGCACAUUGCCAUCUGUAAGAAGGUGAAGAAAUCAACCCGUCCGGUCUAUGACUCCUCCGCUCAUAGGGCCAAGGGGGCCGCCUUGGCAGAGUACCUGAAGUACCACAGCAGAGCCCAGUCCCCUGAGGUAGGGUAGUUAGGGCUUUGGUCAGAGUCAUCUUGUCAGUUAUUCAGACACAGACACAGGGUGAUGUAGACGGUGUGCUGCGCAGCUUCUGCAUCUGAAAUGUCAUCACAGUUUCUGUGUAAAAACUGGAAGUGAUGGUUUGAAUAGUACAGAUGCAGCUCAAACAAUUAGAAUGUCCCCAAAAUGAUUUUUCCCCCAUUAUUUAAUCCAAAAAGCAAACUUCCUCUGAUACAUCACACCAAGUGAAAGAUUUCGGGACUUUUUUCAUUUCAAUCUUGAUGAUAGCAGCUUAAAGCUCACAAAAAUAAAAAAUCCACCAUUUAAAAUAUUAGAUUAAAAAAACACCAACCCAAAAGAAAACGAUUUAUAGUACAGAAAUGUCAACCCCCUUGACAAUGAUAUUUAUUUACUCGUUUUUUCUCAACUUUGAACUGUUUGAAAUGAUUUUCUUACUUUCUUUUUUUUUAGGCAGUAAAGAGGAGGAGGAGGCAACGUAGAUAG
This is a messenger RNA of Xyrichtys novacula (pearly razorfish), 2757 nucleotides long. NCBI's taxonomy places the organism in Eukaryota, Metazoa, Chordata, Actinopteri, Labriformes, Labridae. The record is from the annotation of a GenBank genome assembly.